CAUAAACACAUGUCGGUUUUCCUCAAAAAAAGAACAAGGUUGGACAUUCACGGAGCGAGACGAAUCUCCAGCCACAAUCGUGCACCACCGGUCCUCCGCCGCCGCAAUCCAUCAUCGGUCUUCUCCAACAUCCGUUCUCCAUCGUCUCCAGUCUCCCCUACUGCUGAUCGCUAGUCAUCCCUCCAAUCCCGUCUAGGUCCUGCAGAAAUGCCAAAAGAUCAUAGGGUGAAUUCGCUGUCAAACAAUCGAGUUAGGGCAUCUCCUUAUCAUCCAUGCAGCUUAAGGGAAACUGGUGUCAGGUCUGAAAAGUCACCCCCAAUAGUAGGGAAUGAAAGAGAGUGGGAGGAAGCCAGGUGCCCAAUAUGUAUGGAGCACCCACACAAUGCCGUCCUAUUGUUAUGCUCCUCUCUAGAAAAUGGUUGUAGGCCAUAUAUGUGUGACACAAGUUACCGCCACUCAAAUUGUCUUGACCAAUUCUGUAAGUCAUUUGCUGCUCGACAACCUAUUCUCCCUCCCACAUCAGCUACAUCUUCUCAUAGAGGUAGGAUGGAGCGAUUAAUGCAUGCACAUAUCAGGUCUCUUGGAAACCAACAGCUUGUUUGCCCUCUUUGCCGUGGACAGAUCAAAGGGUGUGUCGUUGUAGAGGCUGCUAGGGGGCUUAUGAAUUCUAAGACAAGGAGUUGUUCGCGGGAGACAUGUGAUUUUACUGGCACAUAUGUCGAGCUAAGGAAGCAUGCUAGAGAAGAACAUCCAUCUCACCAUCCAUCCGAAACCGACCCUAGACGUGAGUCUGAGUGGACAAGGUUGCAGCUCCAAAGAGACUUUGAGGAUACUCUUAAUGCUUAUCAAUCACAUCUCACCGACUUUGAUGAAGAUUACAUUGUUAGCCUCGAUGAGGAGUUCUCAAUCUCUGGUUUGGAACACGAGUUCCCCUUCUCUUUUCAUUUUGACGAAUCACCUUUUGAUCUAUCAGAUUUCAAUGCCUGGUUUGCUGAUGAUGAAUUGUUGUUCUACGAGGACGAUGAUAUACUACUACCUGAGACUCUGUCAAAUUAUUUCAUGGAAGAUCCCAACUCUAUAGAAAGUGUAGACAGGCAUCCUAUGGAAAGUAGGUCCAGGAGUUCUACUCUGCACUCAAAUAAUCAAUUACAUGAAACUAGGUCAAGAAGGUCAACAGAAACCUCUAGUCAUCAUUACCGGGAACAUUCUGUCUCCAGAACACCAAACAGCAGGCAUAGAAGCUCAUCAACACGUCGUUCAAAUGAUCGUAUUGAUGGUGGAUCUGCUUCUAGGAGAAGGGCAGGUAAUUCAGCAAGGCGUGCCAGCAGCAGAUCAAGGUCACAGCAAUGGAAUUAUGAAUCCGAUAAUGAUAGUGAUUUUUCAUGGUACUUGUGUGAUGAAGUCAUUAUUAUUUAGCUUUUCGUCAGCUCUCCUCAUUGUUUUUUGGUUUGACAAGGGGGUUGGAACCUUAUUCGGAGUAGUGCUCAUCUGAUAAUUCCGGAUUUCCGGAUGUCAUGCAUCAAUUGUUUGUAUUGUUAUACUUGCUCUGUCGAUUUGCUAUUCCUAAUUUCCUAUAAACCGUAACAUUUCUUCAAAAGUAAAGGGUGUGCUAUGUUUAACUUGUUUGAAUUUUAAGUGCACCCAGUACUUCACAUUAUCUUCAAAAAUGUAAUGAGAUGGAAAAAAGCA
Molecule: messenger RNA, 1689 nt
Organism: Cuscuta epithymum
Lineage: Eukaryota; Viridiplantae; Streptophyta; Magnoliopsida; Solanales; Convolvulaceae
Source: the annotation of a GenBank genome assembly